AUGAAUAUUCUUGUUCUGCUCUGCAUGAUAUGGCAUGUCCAUGUGAAUGCCGAAAUAUCAUCUUCCUCUGAUCUUAAUUGCGAUUUCUCUUCCACGUGCCGUUGGAGGAAUUCAUCAGAUGUGGGUGGACAUUUUGAAACGACGUCUCUUCUGGAAGCAGAUGCACAAAACCGGAUCAUGCCAAUUGAUGAGAAUAAUCCCAAACCAUUUGCGUAUACUGCUGGAUUGAUGGGAAGGAUGAUGGCACUUCUUGUAUCCGAAGUGAUAACGUGUCAGUUGGGUGGUGCAAGUAUCAAGUAUUGGUAUUACAAGACGGGAUUUGAUUCACAGCUUGAAGUGUGUAUCCGACAACCACCAGGAAACAAGGAUUUAAGCCAGAUGAGAUGCUACGAUGGUGUCUCGACAUUCGGAAAACAAUGGAUUUUCCGUGCCGUUGAACUUCCUCCCAUCGCCCAACCAUUCGAGAUUGUGUUCAAAACGGUCUACUCUCCUCCCAGCUCUGUUAUUGCUUUGGACAACAUUGUUUUCGAAGCGACUCUCUGUGGAUACGGUCGUAAUCGACGUGAAAUCCGAAGAAUUGGAUACCACGACUGGCAGUCGUACCGUUCUUCGAAUCUAUACAAUGGGGAGUUGAUGUUGAUUGUUGCUCAAGAUGUGGCUGAUAAUUUAACUAGUACUACAACGUCUGAGCCAAUUGGGCUAGAAGCAAAGAUCUCGAUAUUGAGUACACAGCCUCCGACAACGACUACUACUACUACGACUACUACGACGACUACUACAUCUACAACUACUUCAACCACCGAAUUGCCCUCCACCACUACAUCUGAACCCACUACAUCAUCAGAAACUACUACUACAUCUUCUUCCCCAACAUCUUCUUCAGCAUCUCCCAACGUCACAAUAUCCAACGAGCAACAAUUUGCCAACUUUGUCAAUUUCCUCAAACAAACCGCUCCAGUUAUUCCAUACAUUCCAACUCUAGUUCGUUCUCUAACUGCUCUUGAUCCUCGAUCUUCUGAAAUCUCUCUGCCAUCUGGUCUUGGCCAAUCUCCACCUCCCGUGUAUCCUGUAGACGUUAGAAGAAGUCCAGUUGUUUCCUCUCACUUUUACAAUACAAACCAACCGACAUUGUUGCCAGACAGCAAUAAUCAAGACAAUCAGAAAACUCUGGUUGAUCUUGCCAAAAAGUUUGGCAUUUGGGAGGAGAACUCCCCUCCCUCGUCGACUAUUCCUCCGAUGCCAACUAGAAAUUUCGAAAACAAUAAGUUCGGAUUGCCCAACAAGUUCACAGAAGAAUCGAUAUACCCACCUAACCUACUGCAACAUAAGAAGAAAAUUACAAUGAAUCCGAUAAAGAAGAUUCCAACUCAACCUGCGCCAUCUGUUGAAAAUAUUGAAGAAUAUCAUAAGAGCUUGUUCAAAUUGAGCACAACGACUUCAUCACCAGUUGUUCAAUCUUCAACGGAACUCAUUAUUUUCAAACAACCAUCUUCUGGAGAAGCAGAAGUCGCUGAAAAAUUGGCAGACAUUGCAAAAUUAUUGCCAUCUGGAGCUGUACAAGAUUUAACAGCUCUACGAAACAUUCCCGAUUUGGAUGGCCUAACAAAAGGAAUGGAACUGUCGGAUAUACGAAAACCAGGCGGAUUUGGAAGAUUGAAGACACAAUUUAUGGAGAGAUUGAUGAGGAGAACUUGGGUUUCAACCCACAUUUAUACCUAUCUUAUCACACUAAUCCAAGAUCUACUAACAAUUCCAGAAUCCUCGAGUGGUGGUGCAUCGGAAGGAGCAGGUGGCACAUUUGAUGACGCUGGAAUCCCGGGAAGAACGCCUACACAGCUUCUAGAUUUCGAUGGGAAUGACGUGACGAUAAACCAAUUUGAGAGUGUAUCAGUUCCGGUUCCAACUCGGGCGGUUCAUUAUGGUGCACCAACUAGUCAGAAGAUUACAAACCCGAUUAAAGAUGAGAAGAGAAAGGGAAAUGAUUUGGGAGGUCCCCGAACUGGACCAAUGUUUGCAUCUAUAUGUGCAAAUGUGGAUUGCACUUUUGAUGAAAAUACACUUUGCAACUAUGUAACAAGUUCCACUAACGUGACUGCGGAGGAUGGAAGUUGCUUGAAGAAAUGGGCACUUUCCAAUAGAAGUGUACUCAACUCAUUGACAGGUAUUCCGUCGGAUAUAUCUAAAGGUGGCUACUUCUUAUACGCAGGUGGCACUGCCGCAACUCCAGGAGACACUUUCAUUCUUUCAUCAAACCAUCCAUUGAGCAUUUCUGAACCAGCCAGAGUUGAUUUCUUUGUUUAUCAAGCUGGUAUUCGAGGACAAUUUAGAGUGUGUAUAGAUGAUAACGAGGAUUGUCCAGUGGUUUUGGAGGGGAAAGAUAUCGACUCAAACGCUCAGAAAUGGCAAAAUUACUAUUUCGACAUCAAUCCAGGACAACAUGUGCUCCAUUUUGUUGUCGAAGGACUCCACAACAAUUAUGCGAUUGGAUUGGAUAAUAUUCAACUGUUGAACCGAUUCGGGACUAGUUCCUUGUCUUGUUAA
Molecule: messenger RNA, 2541 nt
Organism: Caenorhabditis briggsae
Lineage: Eukaryota; Metazoa; Nematoda; Chromadorea; Rhabditida; Rhabditidae
Gene: Cbr-mam-5
Product: Protein CBR-MAM-5
Exons: 9
Coding region: 1-2541 (846 amino acids)
Cellular component (GO): membrane
Source: RefSeq, a predicted model, not a curated record